This is a messenger RNA of Aspergillus tanneri, 426 nucleotides long. RefSeq lists its product as uncharacterized. The coding region runs from base 1 to 426 and encodes 141 amino acids. The transcript has 2 exons. The record is from RefSeq and is a predicted model, not a curated record. NCBI's taxonomy places the organism in Eukaryota, Fungi, Ascomycota, Eurotiomycetes, Eurotiales, Aspergillaceae.
AUGUUUGGUCCCGUCCCGGAUAGUGGUCGUACAUUUGCAGCAACACGUCUGGAUCACCUCAAUUCCACCGAUAUCUCCUCGAUCGCCCGGAUUCUUGUCCUGAUUGGCAGCAACGCGGACGAAGCGAAGCCAUUUAUCAAGGGUCAAAAUGACACAUGGAAUGCCCUCCUGCCAUAUACAGGGGCACGCACCGAAAACGACCGCCUUUCUCUUAUCCUCACAGACCAUUUGGUCCAGAGCCCGAUUGCAGCCUAUUCAGUGGAGUGUACCAAGGUCGGCAUUCCCAGAUGGAGAUACGUUUUCAACCCAGGCUUUCCCAACGAGAUUUUCCCAGACAGUGGGGUGAUUCAUGGUGAAGUUGCCUUUGUCUUUGGCACUAAUAAGCAGGAGAAUGCGACUGAGUUCGAGCUCAAAGUGAGCCAAUAG